Molecule: messenger RNA, 1138 nt
Organism: Trichobilharzia szidati
Lineage: Eukaryota; Metazoa; Platyhelminthes; Trematoda; Strigeidida; Schistosomatidae
Source: the annotation of a GenBank genome assembly
AUUUCGAACAAAAAUAAUUUUCUUAGAAUACCAACAAAAUAGAUUUUUUAUUCCAUUCCAAACAAGACUGGCCCUAUAAAAUACAUAGAAUUAUAUGAGGUGACUUGAAACUAUCCUUCAAAAGUCUGAAGUCUACUUAUGACACAUGGUUGUUUUAAUGUUUAAUGUUGUGCGACCUACACAACUUUCAGAAUGUUGCGAGCGGUAUACCCUUACCCUGGUUCUUUCCCAGGAACUUUAAAGUUCUCUAAGAAUGAAAUUUUCUUAGAUAUUCGUGAAGUAAAUCAAGACUGGCGUAUGGUGUGUAAGACAGAUGGGACUUUAGGUUGCGUCCCAUCAGAUUUUGUCGAAAAAUACGAGACUGGGGAUCAAGACAUCAAAGUUGAGUUUGCUAAAAAUGCAUUAGCUAACUUGACUGAUAGAAUUCUAGAAAAUGUUGGGGGGAAGGAGGAUUUGCUUGAACGUUUGUUGCAGAUAAGAGGAGAAAAAGACAUGGAUACACCUGGUGAUGUGAAACCACCUGGAAACCUUUCUGAGCUAAGGAUAACUGAUCCUAAAAAACGUAUAACUCAAGCGGCAAUAGCAAAGUCUGAAGGAGAUAUUAUUUUACCAAAGAAUUUCGAAUACCGCCUACUGGACACAAUAAGACUAGCAACAAAUUGUUCUUAUUCAGAUUGUGGAUUUGUGUAUUCAGCAUUGAUGGGUAUGCUAUCCUGUGUAAUACCAGGUUUGAAAGAAAAUCUCCAAGCCGAUAAGAAGGUAAUAUGGUUAAUAUAUGUGUAAAACUUGGGCACUGUGGUAUUAAGUGAUUCCAUAUUAGUUUGUUUAUUAGACAUAUCACACAGUGAAGCAGUAUUAUUUACUGGAUGACGUUUCGAACAAAGCGAUAGUGAUAAUAACGAUAACAAUAAUAAUAGUAAUAAUAAUAAGAAUAAUAAUGACGACAUGCAUGUCAAAUAUGCGCGAGGCAACACCAACAAUAAGGAAUCUAAAUCAUCAGUAAUAAUUCCAUACAAGGAAGGAACCUCGGAAGCACUACGCAGAAUUCUUAACAAGGCAGGAACAAAAGUGGCCGGCAUUCAAACCCCUCACAAACUCAUUCAGAAACAAGCUCUGUUGGCUAAAGGAUCCUGUGGAG